CCUGAACUUUCUCUUCGAGUACUCUACACCGUGACCGGGCACUUCCCUGCAUCCGACAAGACAUCGCAGACAAAGUGCAUGUCCUCUCAUCAUCCGCGGUAGCUUUCAUCUAUCCUCGAAAGACCGCCGCACGCCGUCAAAAUGGGUGGCGACCUCAAUCUCAAGAAAUCAUGGCACCCAGUGCUCAUGAGCAACCAGAAGAAAGUCUGGGAAGAGGAGAAAAAGGCGCUGGAGGAGCGCAAGAAAAUUGAUCAAAUCAUGAAAGAGCGCGCCGAAGAGAGAGCGAUUCAAGAACUCGAAGAAUUGCAGGAGGCUGCUGGCGGGAGGAAGCGACAAGCUCGGGUUGACUGGAUGUACAAUGGACCCUCGAGCGGCCAAACCGGCACUACCGAGGAGAUGGAGGGCUACCUGUUGGGAAAGCGGCGGAUAGAUGGUUUGCUGAAAGGCACAGAGAACCAGAAACUGGAAAAAUCCGCGAAAGAGGAUUCGUUCAUUGCAGUGCAGAACGCCAACACCGCGAGAGACACGGCAGCAAAAAUCAGAGAGGACCCUAUGCUGGCGAUCAAGAAGCAGGAACAGGCCGCAUAUGAUGCUAUGAUGAAUGACCCGGUCAAGCGAAGAUUGCUGCUAAAGGCGGCUGGCAGGGAAGAUGAUGAUCGGGAACGGGAUCGCAAAAGAAGGAAACACCACCACCACCAUCGUCACCACAGUCGCCGCGAUGAUCCUGACAGACAUGAUAACUCCCGUUCAUAUCGAGACGACGAUGUGGACAGGCAUGGAAGAUCUAAGCACCGGCAGCGGAGAUCAUACACUCCUUCCGUGUCUCCAUCCCGAUCGAGAUCUCCUCCACGGAGGCCCGCGAGGUCACGAUCUCGAUCUCCCUAUCGGAGGAGACGUUCAUAUUCACCCGAAGAAAGGCGACGACCAAGAUCUCGGUCCAGGUCAAAUUCUCCUCGCCGAAACGGGCAUAGCAAUGGAGUCCGCAAAAUGCAAAGUUGGCAUUCUUCGAGGCCAGAGCCACCGAGGUACCGCAGUCCACGCCGCGAACAGAAGAAAGAAGAUACCAAGGAAGAAGACAGAGCAGCCAGAUUAGCUGCGAUGCAAAAUGAUGCGACCGACCUCGACCAACGACGAGAACAAAGGCUGGCUGAACUUGAACAAAAGGAAAGAGCCGAGAGGGAUCGAGACAACGCGGCUCGGGCUAGGACUGCGAAGCAUGGUGGUCGGGCAGACUUUGUCAAUAGCUACCAUAAAAGGGCCGGGGAUAUGACUCUAGGAGAGCGCAUGGGACGCAAUGGCGCGUCGCAGCGAGAGGAGGGUGACUAAAAAGUGUUGACUUGUACCGCUCCCUUUCGUCCUGGGAUCUUGAAGUAUGAUAUACAUCUCUCGAUCCUUGAGCCUCCUGACUACACAAUGAAUGAGACAGGGGCAGUCCUGCGGGUCGCCAUAAUUGCAUCUGUGUUAG
Messenger RNA from Cladophialophora immunda, 1465 nucleotides. RefSeq lists its product as uncharacterized. The coding region runs from base 142 to 1326 and encodes 394 amino acids. The record is from RefSeq and is a predicted model, not a curated record. Gene Ontology annotation, cellular component: U2-type spliceosomal complex. Gene Ontology annotation, biological process: mRNA splicing, via spliceosome. The transcript has a single exon. NCBI's taxonomy places the organism in Eukaryota, Fungi, Ascomycota, Eurotiomycetes, Chaetothyriales, Herpotrichiellaceae.